AUGGACGAAAUUGAUGCAAUUGGAGGCAGCCGAUCUGACGAGAGCAACUCGAGCGACAGGGAGGUGCAGAGGACGCUGAUGGAGCUGCUGAACCAGCUCGACGGAUUCAGCGCCCUCGACGACGUGAAGGUGAUCAUGGCCACAAACAGGCCCGAUAUUCUCGAUCCAGCCCUGUUGAGGCCUGGGCGACUUGAUCGUAAGAUUGAGAUUGGGCUUCCAAAUGAGCAGGGGCGAAAGGAGAUACUGCGAAUUCACAGCCAGAAGAUGAAUCAGGAGGAGAUUGACCUCGAUUUGGUGGUGAAGAUGAGUGCUGGAUUCAACGGGGCUGAUUUGCGAAACGUGUGCACCGAGGCAGGGAUGAUAGCACUGAGGGAGGAACGAGACUACGUCAUAAACGACGAUUUCGUAAAAAGUGUUCGAAAAAUGGCAGAAUCCAAGAAAUUAGAGAGCAAAUUGGACUACAAACGCAGGUGA
Messenger RNA from Enterospora canceri, 474 nucleotides. The record is from the annotation of a GenBank genome assembly. Lineage: Eukaryota; Fungi; Microsporidia; Enterocytozoonidae.